This is a messenger RNA of Saimiri boliviensis boliviensis (Bolivian squirrel monkey), 1656 nucleotides long. The record is from RefSeq and is a predicted model, not a curated record. NCBI's taxonomy places the organism in Eukaryota, Metazoa, Chordata, Mammalia, Primates, Cebidae.
UCUAGAGGCUGGAGAUUUAAGAUCUGGGUGCCAGCAUUUUCUGGUUCUAUUGAUGGCCCUCUUCCAAGUUGCAUACAGCUCACAUCUUGCAUUCUCAAGUGUUUUUCUUGUUAUAAGGCUAAAGCAUCACAAAGCACAUAUCAAUGAAUCAGCAAGAUCUAGAUCCAGAUAGUACUACUGAUGUGGGAGAUGUUACAAAUACUGAAGAAGAACUUAUUAGAGAAUGUGAAGAAAUGUGGAAAGAUAUGGAAGAAUGUCAGAAUAAAUUAUCACUUACUGGAACUGAAACACUCACUGAUGUAAAUGCUAAGCUAUCAUUAUUAAUUAUGCAAGUAAAAUGUUUAACUGCUGAACUCAGUCAAUGGCAGAAAAAAACACCUGAAAUAAUUCCUUUGACUGAAGAUGUUCUCUUAACAUUAGGAAAAGAAGAGUUCCAAAAAUUGAGACAUGAUCUUGAAAUGGUACUAUCCACUAUGGAGUCAAAGAAUGAAAAGUUAAAGGAAGACUUAGAAAGGGAACAACGGUGGCUGGAUGAACAGCAGCAGAUAAUGGAAUCUCUUAAUGUACUACACGAUGAAUUGAAAAAUAAAGUUGAAACAUUUUCUGAAUCAAGAGUCUUUAAGGAGCUGAAAACUAAACUGCUUAAUGUAAAAGAAUAUAAGGAGAAACUCUUGAGUACCUUGGGUGAGUUUCUAGAAGGCCAUUUUCCUCUGCCUGAUGGAAGUGUUAAAAAGAAAAAGAAAAACAUUCAAGAAUCAACUAUACAGCUGAUAACACUGCAUGAAAUGUUAGAGAUUCUUAUAAAUAGAUUAUUUGAUGUUCCACAUGAUCCAUAUGUCAAAAUUAGUGAUUCCUUUUGGCCACCUUAUGUUGAGCUGCUUCUGCGUAAUGGAAUUGCCUUGAGACAUCCAGAAGAUCCAACCCGAAUAAGAUUAGAAGCUUUCCAUCAGUAAAAGGAUGUUUUCUUUUUUCACGCAGUAAAAAAUCUUAACAUUCAAGUAUAUUGGAACCACAGGACUAUUUGGAUAAAAAACAUUAUUUGCAAAUUAAUUCACAUAGUCCAUCUUCCUUUUAUUGUUAAAUGACACAUGCUGCCAUCUGUUAUUCACUUUUACAUUGUCCUUUCUUAUUCAGUCAGUGCUUUGGUGUUUUUAAUUAUAUGGAUAAGAAUGCAGGUAGAUACUGUUCUAGAUAUAAAACAUUUAAUAUACCUUAUGCAAUAUUCUUCAGAAAAUUAUUUGCUAAUUUAUAAUAUUGCCAGUAUUUUCUUAAGAAGUAUAACAAUACCUUUUAUGCAUUUUAAGUUCCAAUUGGUUCUUUAUAUUUAGAAAUUAUAAUGGGAAGGUCAUUUAAUUUGCAGAUGGUUUUAAAAUUGAGGUAAUAUCUGAUGUAGAAUGUGGCAUGAUUUAAAAAUACUUAACAAAUUAGUUUCAUAUGUACUGCCUUAUUUCUAGAUUUGUUUAAAAUUGAAAUAUGAAAAAUAAUGGAUAAAGCCAACAUAAAAUUGAUAUUUUAGUUUGUAUUACUAAUAUACCGUGUGACCUUAAUGUUAGUCUACUCUGAUUCUGCUAAUUAUUACCAACAAAAUUGUAUUCAUGACAUUUUAUUAAUCCUCUGUGAAUUUUCUGUAAAUAAAAUUAUUUCUAAAAAUCUCUA